Manduca sexta (tobacco hornworm) is the source of this 747-nucleotide messenger RNA. RefSeq lists its product as uncharacterized. NCBI's taxonomy places the organism in Eukaryota, Metazoa, Arthropoda, Insecta, Lepidoptera, Sphingidae. The coding region runs from base 160 to 675 and encodes 171 amino acids. The record is from RefSeq and is a predicted model, not a curated record. The transcript is spliced from 6 exons.
GUCAAAUUAGACAUAUUCGUCAAAUAUUGUGCAAAAUUAUUACGUGCAAACAUUUAUCAAAACCAAGAAUAAAAACUAUAUUUCAACAUGAAAGUCAUAUAAAUACGAGAUGCCCAUAAACAAAAUUACAUAAAUACAACUCAAAAUUACCACAUAAAAAUGGAUAACAAAAAUGUUUCUCUACCAGGCAUAGAAGAUAUUCUAGAUCUAACCGACACCGAAGAUUCUUCAUCAUCGUCGAACCAAGCAAUAUUCGAUGUGCAAGAACCAUUUGUUCUGGAGCUUCACGAACUGAUCAAAGACGAACCUGGAACUGACAGUGUAGCACCUGAAUCAAAUGUUAAUGUAAAGAAACACAAGAAAAAAAAGAAAAGUCUUUCGCCGCACAUCAAAAGAGAUCCAAGUGACUCGUCUGUAAGCGUAUCGGAAGUCAGUUCCAUGGUCCCAUCAGUAGAUGAGCCCUCUAAAGAAGAGUAUUUCGAUGCACAUGAAAGCUAUCAUACUAUGCCUGAGUAUCCAGUGAGCACGCCAUUGACGGGGACCAGCUUAACGCAAACGCAUUCGGAGAACGUAUCAAACCCAAAAGCACCGCAACCAGCAACAGUCCAGCGACCUCCCAUCCCCAGCCGCGAACCAUCUACAGCAAUUGACAAACCUGUUACGCCUCCGGAGUAAGUCAAAGGUAAUCUUCUAAAUUUUGACGACAUUGAAGAACUUUGAUGAUUGAAAUAAAAAUAACAAAAAAAA